Pseudophryne corroboree (corroboree frog) is the source of this 1144-nucleotide messenger RNA. It is a transcript of the gene DPM1, whose product is annotated as dolichyl-phosphate mannosyltransferase subunit 1, catalytic. The transcript has 9 exons. Gene Ontology annotation, cellular component: endoplasmic reticulum membrane. Lineage: Eukaryota; Metazoa; Chordata; Amphibia; Anura; Myobatrachidae. Gene Ontology annotation, molecular function: dolichyl-phosphate beta-D-mannosyltransferase activity. Gene Ontology annotation, biological process: dolichol-linked oligosaccharide biosynthetic process; protein O-linked glycosylation via mannose; GPI anchor biosynthetic process. The record is from RefSeq and is a predicted model, not a curated record. The coding region runs from base 80 to 841 and encodes 253 amino acids.
GAUUGGCUGAGAGGGACACGGCGCUUAGUUAGUUCCUGUGUGCGCUGUCACGUCCCGGUUAUUACUACUGGCGGCGGCCAUGUCGGGCAUCAGUCAACAGCGGAGGAGCCGGCAGACAGGAGAUGCCGGGGACAAGUACUCGGUGCUGCUGCCGACCUAUAACGAGCGAGAGAACUUGCCGCUCAUUGUUUGGCUUCUGGUAAAAUACUUUGGAGAGAGUGGAUAUAAUUACGAAAUAAUUAUAAUCGAUGAUGGAAGCCCGGAUGGAACAUUGGAAGUGGCUAAGCAACUGCAAAAAAUAUAUGGAUCUGAUAAAAUAAUACUUCGGCCAAGAGAAAAGAAAUUAGGUUUAGGAACUGCAUAUAUUCAUGGGAUGCAACAUGCGUCUGGGAACUUCAUUAUUAUUAUGGAUGCAGAUCUCUCCCACCACCCUAAAUUCAUUCCGGAGUUUAUAAAAAAACAGAAACAAGAUAAUUUUGAUAUUGUGUCUGGAACUCGCUAUGCUGGAGAUGGGGGGGUUUAUGGCUGGGACUUCAAAAGGAAGCUUAUAAGUCGUGGAGCAAACUUUCUGAGCCAGAUCUUGCUGCGUCCAGGAGCCUCUGACUUAACUGGGAGUUUCAGGUUGUACAGAAAAGAAGUCCUACAGAAACUGGUUGAGCAUUGUGUGUCCAAGGGUUAUGUCUUCCAAAUGGAGAUGAUCGUGCGGGCCAGGCAGUUUAAUUACAGCAUUGGAGAGGUCCCCAUCUCAUUUGUGGAUCGUGUUUAUGGAGAGUCCAAGCUGGGGGGAAAUGAGGUGGUCUCUUUCCUAAAGGGCCUGUUAACUUUAUUUGCAACCACGUGAUCUCAGCUGGGGAACUUGCUACAUUAAUGGAUCAAUCGAUGGAUGCAUUAUUGUCAGUCCAUGCUGCUGAACUAUUUUGGAUAAAGGAAAGGAAAAUAGAAGAGAGAGAGAGAGAGUCCUAUUAGAAAAGAGAUUUACCCUCUUUCAAAUCUGUAUUUUUGCAAAUGAGGACAUAACUAACAAACAUCUAGUUGUCACAAAGUUCUCAAAUUUGGUAAACUGAUUUUCUUUUUCUUUUUUAAAUACCCUUUAUUUAUGGAAACCAACAUGGCAAAAAAAGCAAUAAAAAAACAUUUGAUAGUU